AUGUACAGGUGUGGCUUACAUACAGAGACGAGUGAGUUCCCACGUGUUGGAACAGAGAAGGUUUGUGCCUCCGCCUCAACAGCGCCUUCUGCUGGUCACAGUGUUUCUGCAACAGACACCAUCAGGACAGACACCAUCAAGACUGACACCAUCAGGACAGACACCAUCAAGACUGACACCAUCAAAACUGACACCAUCAAGACAGACACCAUCAAGACUGACACCAUCAAGACAGACACCAUCAAGGCUGACACCAUCAAGACAGACACCAUCAUCACAGACACCAUCAAGACAGACACCAUCAUCACAGACACCAUCAAGACACACACCAUCAAGACACACACCAUCAAGACUGACACCAUCAAGACAGACACCAUCAGGACAGACACCAUCAAGACUGACACCAUCAAGACUGACACCAUCAAGACAGACACCAUCAAGACAGACACCAUCAAGGCUGACACCAUCAAGACAGACACCAUCAGGACAGACACCAUCAUCACAGACACCAUCAAGACUGACACCAUCAAGACAGACACCAUCAGGACAGACACCAUCAAGACAGACACCAUCAUCACAGACACCAUCAAGACUGACACCAUCAGGACAGACACCAUCAUCACAGACACCAUCAAGACUGACACCAUCAAGACAGACACCAUCAGGACCGACACCAUCAAGACAGACACCAUCAUCACAAACACCAUCAAGACUGACACCAUCAAGACUGACACCAUCAAGACAGACACCAUCAAGACAGACACCAUCAAGACUGACACCAUCAAGACACACGCCAUCAAGGCUGACACCAUCAAGACUGACACCAUCAGGACAGACACCAUCAAGACUGACACCAUCAAGACAGACACCAUCAUCACAGACACCAUCAAGACUGACACCAUCAGGACAGACACCAUCAUCACAGACACCAUCAAGACUGACACCAUCAAGACAGACACCAUCAGGACCGACACCAUCAAGACAGACACCAUCAUCACAAACACCAUCAAGACUGACACCAUCAAGACUGACACCAUCAAGACAGACACCAUCAAGACAGACACCAUCAAGACUGACACCAUCAAGACACACGCCAUCAAGGCUGACACCAUCAAGACUGACACCAUCAGGACAGACACCAUCAAGACUGACACCAUCAAGACAGACACCAUCAUCACAGACACCAUCAAGACUGACACCAUCAAGACACACACCAUCAAGACUGACACCAUCAAGACACACACCAUCAAGACUGACACCAUCAAGACUGACACCAUCAAGACAGACACCAUCAAGACUGACACCAUCAAGACUGACGCCAUCAAGGCUGACACCAUCAAGACACACACCAUCAAGACUGACACCAUCAAGACACACACCAUCAAGACUGACACCAUCAAGACACACACCAUCAAAACAGACACCAUCAAGACAGACACCAUCAAGAUUGACACUAUCAAGACUGACACCAUCAACAGAGUCACCAUCAUGACAGACACCAUCAAGACUGACACCAUCAAGACAGACACCAUCAGGACAGACACCAUCAUCACAGACACCAUCAAGACAGACACCAUCAUCACAGACACCAUCAAGACUGACACCAUCAAGACUGACACCAUCAAGACUGACACCAUCAAGACAUACACCAUCAAGACUGACGCCAUCAAGGCUGACACCAUCAAGACAGACACCAUCAGGACAGACACCAUCAAGACUGACACCAUCAAGACAGACACCAUCAUCACAGACACCAUCAAGACUGACACCAUCAAGACACACACCAUCAAGACUGACACCAUCAAGACACACACCAUCAAAACAGACACCAUCAAGACAGACACCAUCAAGAUUGACACUAUCAAGACUGACACCAUCAACACAGACACCUAG
This is a messenger RNA of Knipowitschia caucasica, 1893 nucleotides long. NCBI's taxonomy places the organism in Eukaryota, Metazoa, Chordata, Actinopteri, Gobiiformes, Gobiidae. The record is from the annotation of a GenBank genome assembly.